CCCCCACUGAAGAGGAUGCCCUCCUGGCUCAAAGAGCCCACGUUUCGCCCAGGGGCCUCCCCUCUUGCGGCUCACGGGAGGGUCUUCCUCCCCCCCCUCCUCCAGCAGCAGACUCCUCCUGGCACUGGCACUGCCCAGUACCCCCCACCCCCAGCACAGACUCCCCCGGUCGGUCAAGCAGCAGCCCCCCGUCCUGGCAUCGAGGAGGAGGAGGACGACGAGGAGGAGGAGGGAGCCCCCUUCACUCUUGCAGGGGCUGCAUUGGGGGGACCCCAGGAGGAUCCCCCAGAGAGCCCCCACACCUCCCUCUCCCAGCCGCAGCAGCCGCCCCCUUUUAGGAGGAGACGGGGGGGGACCCCCACCUCUCCCUCCUCCUCCUCCUCUCCCUGCAGAUCCCCCUCCCCGCUCAAGCAAGCCAGCAGCUCAGGCGGCCCACAGACAGGAGACCCUCCGCGGUGGCCCAGCCUCUCCUCCUCCCCCUUCUCCCCGCCCAGAGAGCGGCGGCGGCGGCGGCAGGGCCCGUCAGGCUCGGCUUCGGGCCUAGGAGGAGGAGGCGGCGUCCUCGUCGUCCAGAGAGGCGCUUGGGCGAGGCUGCUGCUUCCUGGGUUGCCGGUGGCGGCGGCGGCGGCCCGAAGAGCUGCUCCGCCAGCGACAGCGAGCCUGAGCCCUGAGCCCGGCCGGCCCCCGCGUCGGUUUCCGGAGGAGGAGCUGCUGGAGGCGCCGCCACUGCCUGGGCCCGUCGUCGUCAGCUCGAGCUGCGGAGGAAGGAGAGGGCGAGGCGGGCGGGCGGGCGGGCGAGCGAUGGAGGAGGCCUGGCCUGGGCGCCGGGCGGGCGGCCCGAGGGGGCGGCCGCUGCACCCGCAAAGAGACAAAGAGAGCGAAGCGGGGCCCAUGGCGGCGGCGUCGCCCGAGCUCUUCGAGGAACCCUUUGUGGCUGAUGAGUAUAUUGAACGCCUGGCAUGGAGGACUCCCGGUGGAGGUUCCCGAGGUGGUGUGGAAGCUUUUGAUCCCAAAAGAUUACAAGAAGAAUUUGUAAAUCAUAUCAAUGAACUGAAGUUACUCGAUGAACGAAUCCAGAGAAGAGUGGAAAAGUUAGAGCAGCAAGUCCAGAGAGAAGCCAAGGAAUUUGCCAAGAAAGUUCAAGAGCUGCAGAAAAGUAACCAGGUUGCCUUCCAACACUUUCAAGAGCUAGAUGCGCAUGUCAGCUACGUGGCAACUAAAGUCUGUCACCUUGGCGACCUGCUGGAGGGGGUAAACACGCCACGACAACGGCUAGUGGAGGCUCACAAACUUAUGAAAUACUUUAAUGAGUUUCUGGAUGGAGAGCUGAAGUCUGAUGUUUUUACUAACCCUGAAAAGAUUGAAGAGGCAGCAGAUAUUAUCCAGAAGCUGCAUCUGAUAGCACAAGAAUUACCUUUUGACAGAUUUUCUGAAGUAAAAUCCAAAAUAGCAAGUAAGUACCAUGAUUUAGAGUGCCAACUGAUCCAGGAAUUUACCAAUGCGCAGAGAAGAGGGCAGAUCUCCAGGAUGAGAGAAGUAGCUGCAGUCUUACUUCACUUUAAGGGCUAUUCUCACUGUGUUGAUGUAUAUAUAAAGCAAUGCCAAGAGGGUGCCUACUUAAGGAGUGAUAUUUUUGAAGAUACGGCUAUUCUCUGCCAGAGUGCGAACAAGCAGGUUGGAGAUAUAUUUAGCAGUCCAGAGACUGUAAUGGCCAAACUUAUCCAGAAUAUCUUCGAAAUCAGACUUCAGAGUUAUAUCAAAGACCAGUUGGAAGAACAUAAGAAGUCUGAUGCAGAGCAGUAUCUUCAGAGCCUCUAUGAGCUGUACACAAGGACUACUAAUCUUUCAAGCAAAUUGAUGGAGUUUAACUUGGGUACUGAUAAGCAGACUUUCUUGUCUAAGCUUAUCAAAUCCAUCUUCAUUUCCUACUUGGAGAAUUACAUUGAGGUGGAAAUUGGUUAUUUGAGAAGCAGGAGCUCCAUGAUUUUACAGCGCUAUUAUGAUUCAAAAAAUCACCAGAAGAGAGCCAUUGGGAGUGGAGGGAUUCAAGACCUCAAAGAGAGAAUAAGGCAACGGACAAACCUGUCACUGGGCCCAAGUAUUGAUACCCAUGGUGAGACGUUCCUGUCCCAGGAUGUUGUGGUUAAUCUCUUGCAAGAAACUAAACAGGCUUUUGAAAGGUGCCACAGGCUCUCUGAUCCUUCAGAUUUGCCAAAGAAUGCCUUCAGAAUUUUCUCUUUGCUCGUGGAGUUCUUGUGUAUUGAGCACAUCGAUUAUGCUUUGGAAACUGGUCUGGCUGGCAUUCCUUCUCCAGACGCCAAGAACGCAAACCUUUACUUCCUGGAUGUCGUCAACCAGGCCAAUACCAUUUUCCAUCUCUUUGACAAGCAGUUCAAUGACCAUCUGAUGCCAUUAGUCAGCUCUUCUCCUAAGCUGUCUGAGUGCCUUCAGAAGAAAAAGGACAUCACAGAGCAAAUGGAGGUGAAACUGGACAUGGGCAUCGAUAGGACACUGAAUUGCAUGAUUGGACAGAUGAAGCACAUCUUGGCUGCGGAACAAAAGAAGACCGAUUUCAAACCAGAAGAUGAGAACAGUGUUUUGAUUAUGGUUCAGUACACUAAUGCCUGUGCCAAAGUCUGUGCCUACGUCAGAAAGCAAGUGGAAAAGAUUAGAAAUUCCAUGGAUGGCAAGAACGUGGACACUGUUCUGAUGGAGUUUGGAGUCCGCUUCCAUCGGCUCAUCUACGAGCACCUGCAGCAGUACUCCUACAGCUGCAUGGGGAGCUUGUUGGCCAUCUGCGAUGUGGCUGAGUACAGGAAGUGUGCCAAUGAGUUCAAGAUUGCGUUGGUACUGCAGCUGUUUGACACGCUCCAUUCCCUUUGCAACCUCCUUAUCGUAGCUCCAGAAAACUUGAAGCAGGUCUGCUCGGAAGAGCAGUUCGCUAUCCUGGACAAGAACAUCCUCCAUUCCUUUGUUCAGCUCCGCCUGGAGUACAGAUCGGCUCGUCUCGGUCGCCACUUCAGCUGAGAGUGCAGGAGAAGCAAAGCCAGGGGUUUCCCCAAGACUUGGCUUACUAGAUAGCACAGCUUCUUUGGGGGUGGGUGGGGCAAGGAGGGCACUGACUGAGAGGCAGGGGGUGAGUGCCCAGAACAGAAACCACGCCGCAACGUAAACGGGCCUUUCCAUUGUCCUCUUUUCCUAUUCCUUGUGAAAUAAAACUGUUUCCAGAGGUGAAUGUUCUGCAAAAGCACUUUCUGUGGUGCAUUCAUGGGGACACUGUGUUGCUGCAAGCAAGCAGGUGAGGCACUUGGAGGUGGUGAUGGUGCAGUGGGAAUGCCCCUUUUCAGCAUUUGUCCCAAGUUGAAUGACUUAGAUUUCAGUGCCUCUUAAUGUCAGCAGAAAUGAGUCACCCCGCCAUUCCCUCCCCCUCUCCUCCCCUCCCCCAUGCCACAGAGGCAAUGUGGGUAAUCUGCUCUCUCAAAAUGUCAGCCACCACAUGUGAAGGUUUGCUCUGAUUAACCCUGGAAUCUGCAGUGAGCAAGGUUGCCAGGUAUUGGGAAUGGUGUCCCCCUAAAGAGCUGCAUUUUAUUCCGGAAGCAGAGCUCUCUCCAGCAAGCCCCCUCUUCUUCUUUUCCCCUCCUCACUCCUUCCUCUGAAUGCCACCUGUAACCAACAAUGGCCCAGUUCUUGCUGCCACUUUCCCUUUCAGUUCCAAGCCUGUACACGUGUGCAGUAUCCUGGCCAAACAGGGCGAUGGGAGGAGUUGUUCUUGCUGCUGAUGGGGAGUAGCAGAGAUAACCUCCUGGUGGGCCUCUGCUGCCUCUACAGCUGCACAGUGGGCAGAAAUCCAACAACCUGGACUUUUCUUCCGACAUGGAGAGGGAAAGUGAUGGGGCUCAGAAAUGUUUCACCUUCUGAAUGUUAUGCCUUUGAUGCAGAUGUUAAAAAUAAAGGAGCCAUGGCAGGACAAAAAUUGGCAGCAUACAGAGAA
This is a messenger RNA of Hemicordylus capensis (graceful crag lizard), 3991 nucleotides long. RefSeq names its product exocyst complex component 5 (gene EXOC5). NCBI's taxonomy places the organism in Eukaryota, Metazoa, Chordata, Lepidosauria, Squamata, Cordylidae. Gene Ontology annotation, cellular component: cytoplasm; exocyst. Gene Ontology annotation, biological process: Golgi to plasma membrane transport; exocytosis. The transcript has 18 exons. The record is from RefSeq and is a predicted model, not a curated record. The coding region runs from base 16 to 3027 and encodes 1003 amino acids.